UUGUCUCUCCUCAUACACUGACAGGAAAGCUGCCAAAGACAGGAAUCAUGUGACCAUCACGUGACCCAGCAUUUGGGCCCUGCAUAGUGAGGUGGCUCAGGCUAUCAAACAUUGAACGACAAAGGGAUUCCCGGCGCUGAUUGGAGCGAAAAUCAAUGACGCAAUGACGUUGCCGGGUUCCGCUCUCCCGCGGAAGGACAGAUGAUGAUUACCCAUUCAGACUUCACUUUCAACUCGUUCGGACAUCGCUGAAAAAUAAAAGUAGCUACCAAUUCCACUGGCACCACAAGCCGGCUUUUGCUGUCAGAUGAUUGGAGUAGAUUUCUGGGAUUAUGUUGACACUGUAGAGAAGGCAUCAGAAAUGACGGGCAUAGACUCGGCGCCUCUAAGUGGAGUAAAUUGGAUGUCUGUAGACGAUCGCGGGUAUUAAAGAAAUACACCUUGCCGCCGGUGACAAGAGCAAGGUGAAGUUUUUUCCUUUUUAAUUAUGUCGUUAAGUUGAUAGGCGAUUGCAUUGGUGGUUUAAAAACACUGCUGUUGAACAUUAAUGACUGAGUUAACACGGAUGAUUGAAAAGUAAGGAUAGCCUACGACGAAGAAAAAUUUGAAGUCAAUCCAAACAAAACAAGCAAUCUAUUCACUGUAGACUUUGAAAUGACUUGAUCAACGUGCCUUUUCCGUUUAUGCAUGUCAUCUCGUUCAUUAUUUUACAAACGAAUCAUGGAACAUUUGAGGUGAUCACUUUGGCAACGCCACCCAGAUAUCCCUGAUCCCAAACCACACGAAGUUCAUCUCAAAAGGUCACAUCGCCUAUUUUGGAUAUCAUUAUUGGAUCGCUGACUCCAGAGUAGUGGCCUUUGUGCUAUGAACUCACAGACCGCAGCAUUUGCGCCCAGCCCGCACUGACACUUCAAGUGUCUUGGCACGAAACCCGUGAAACACCUUGCUACUACAUCGGAGAACCGUUUGUUGGCGGCAGGAAUGUUCGCGGCGGUCGAGCAUGGCCCCGUGCUCUGCAGCGACUCGAACAUCCUCUGCUUGUCCUGGAAAGGGCGCGUGCCGAAGAGCGAGAAGGAGAAGCCGGUGUGUCGGAAGCGCUACUAUGAGGAGGGCUGGCUCGCGACGGGGAAUGGCCGGGGUGUUGUAGGAGUGACGUUCACUUCAAGCCACUGCAGAAGGGACCGGACGACACCUCAGAGAAUAAACUUCAAUUUGAGAGGACACAACAGUGAGGUGGUUUUAGUCCGCUGGAACGAGCCCUUCCAGAAGUUGGCCACCUGCGACACUGAUGGAGGCAUCUUCGUGUGGAUCCAGUAUGAAGGCCGCUGGUCUGUGGAGCUAGUCAACGACCGUGGAGCUCAGGUCAGCGACUUCACGUGGUCACAUGAUGGCACACAGGCGCUCAUCUCCUACCGCGACGGCUUCGUGCUGGUGGGCUCUGUCAGCGGUCAGAGACACUGGUCGUCCGAGAUCAACUUGGAGAGUCAGAUCACCUGUGGCAUCUGGACCCCUGAUGACCAGCAGGUGCUGUUUGGCACAGCUGAUGGUCAGGUGAUCGUGAUGGACUGCCACGGCCGCAUGCUGGCCCACAUCCUGCUCCACGAAUCAGACGGCAUCGUGAGCAUGGCCUGGAACUACCCCAACUUCCUGGUGGAGGAUAGCAGCGAGAGCGACACCGAUUCAGAUGACUAUGCUCCCCCACAGGUGCACAGCCUGCGGCCGCUGCUAACGGUCUGCUUCACCUCGGGAGACAUCAACCUGAUGAAUAACUAUGACGACCUCUCUCCCAUACACAUCCGCUCAGGGCUAAAAGAUGUCGUGGUACAGUGGUGCUCUCAAGGUGACCUGCUGGCUGUGGCUGGGAUGGAGAGACACGUAGUGUCUUCUGACCCCGCCUGCGCUCCCUCGGCAAGGAACGCCACAGUAAAAUUCUACAACGUCCGCGGGGAGCACGUCUACACCCUGGACACACCUGCACAGCGCCCCAUCACCACGCUGUGCUGGGGCCACCGUGACUCGCGCCUGUUCCUGGCGUGUGGGCCAGCGCUGUACGUGGUGCGUGUGGAGCACCGUGUGGCCAGCCUGCAGCUGCUGUGCCAGCAGGGCAUCGCCAGCGCCGUGCGUGAGGAGAAGGACGUGGCCAAGCUCACCAUGCCCUCCCGCCUCGGAACCUACGUCACCACCGCCUUUGCACCCACCAUCAAGCCCCCUAUUCCCGAUCCCAACAACAUGCGGGACUUUGUCAGCUACCCCACGUCCGGGAACGAGCGCCUGCACUGCACCAUGAAGCGCACGGAGGACAACCCCGAGGUGGGGGGACCCUGCUACACCCUCUACCUGGAGUAUCUAGGCGGCCUCGUGCCCAUCCUCAAGGGCCGCAGGAUCAGCAAGCUCCGUCCGGAAUUCGUCAUCAUGGACCCCAAGACCGAUGGGAAGACCGGUGGGUGUUGUGUGGAACAUGGGUGCAAGAGAGAUGAAGUCUAUGGAAACACUUUGAUCUCCUCCAUGAUUGACAGCUGCAACUGUUCCGACUCCAGUGACAUUGAGCUUAGUGAUGACUGGGUGGGCAAGAAAUCACCAAAGAUAUCCAGGGGAAGCAAGUCACCCAAACUACCGCGGAUCAAUAUAGAUCCCCGAAAGUCCCCAAAGCUCUCCCGUGCCACACAGGAAAUAUCACGAUCACCACGGUUACCAAUCCGGAAACCCUCCAUUGGUUCUCCGAGCCUGACCCGCAGAGAGUUUCCACUUGAUGACAUCACACAGCAUAAUUACCUUGCUCAGGUGACAUCUAAUAUAUGGGGAACCAAGUUCAAAAUUGUUGGGCUUGCCACUUUCUUGCCAACAAAUCUUGGCGCAGUCAUCUACAAGACAAGCCUGCUUCAUCUUCAACCUCGUCAAAUGACCAUCUACCUGCCUGAGGUGAGAAAGAUCUCCAUGGACUACAUCAAUCUGCCAGUGUUCAGCCCCAACGUCUUCAGCGAGGAUGAGGAUGACCUCCCUGUUACCGGGCCCUCAGGAGUGGCUGACGACAACCCUCCUUGCACUGUUAAUAUCCCCAUUGCCCCCAUUCACAGCCCUGCUCAAGCCAUGUCUCCAACCCAAAGCAUUGGGCUGGUUCAGUCACUCUUAGCCAAUCAGAAUGUCCAGUUGGACAUCCUGACCAAUCCUAUGGCCACUGCAGCAGCAGUGGCGGCGGCAGCAGCAGCAUCUGAUCAAGGCCAGGAUUCUGUGCUGACGGCUCAGUACACUGUUCCCACCAGAUACUCCAGCCCUGGUCAGGUGAUCUUUGGGGGGCUGGAGGUCGGAAGGCUUCUGGUCGGUCCAGCGCUGUCUCAUCAGCAGCAACAGCAACAACAACAGCAGCAACAACAACAGCAACAACAGCAGCAGCACCACCACCAACUUCAACCGCAUCAAAUUCAACAACUUCAGCAGCUACAACAGCAACAACAACAGCAACAGCAGCAGCAGCAACAACAUCAACAAUUACAGCAGCAACUUCAGCAGCAACAGCAACACCAACAUCAGAUGCUUCAGCAUCAACAAAUGCAGCAGCAUCUCCAUCAAAUGCAACAACAGCAGCAAAUACAGCAGCAACAACAGAUACAGCAAUUACAGCAGCUGCAACAGCAUCAACAACAACUACAACAGCAUCAACAGAUGCAGCAGCAACAGAUGCAGCAGCAACAACUGCAGCAACAUCAGCAGCAGAUUCAGCAGCAACAACUCCAGCAGCAGCUACAACAACAAAUGCAGCAACAGCAACUACAACAGCAACAUCAACAGAUGCAGCAACAGCAGCAGCAGCAGCUACAACAACAGCAACAGAUUCAGCAGCAGCUACAACAGCAGCAGCAGCAACACCAACAGAUGCAGCAACAGCAGCUUCAGCAACAACAACAGCAGCAGCUGCAGCAGCACCCCAUUCAGAUCCAGAUCCCACCUAACCCCCUACCUCAGGGCCAGUCUCCCGGUCCACUCCUUCAGCUCCAACAGGCGAUGCUACAGGUGCCUCACUCUCCCAGUGACCACGCGGCUGUCGAACGAGUGGAGCACGAGCACCUGUUGAAGAUCAAACCCACACGCUCCACUCCUCAGCUGGCUGAAGGUGAUGCUGUGGUCUUCAGUGCUCCCUUAGAGCUCAGCAAAAUGAACCCGCCUCCCCCUUACCCGGGGACGGUGGCGGCCGCAGUCGCGGCGGCUGCAGCUGCUGCCUCGGCCGCCUCGGCUGCCGGGUCGGCCGUCUCUGGCGGGGCAGGGGGGGUGAGUGGAACGCCGCCCCCAGUGGACUUGUGCCUGAAGAAAGGGGAGUUCACGCUGUACCCUCCCGGUGCCCAGGGGGUGCAGUACCCAACGCCGCUGGGCUACGAGAGGAUCACAACGUUUGACAGCAGUGGAAACGUAGAGGAGGUUUGCCGCCCGCGCACGCGGCUCGUGUGCAACCAAAAUGUUUACACUCUGCAGGGCCCAGGAAGCUCUGCCACCCUCAGGGUCACUUCUUCCUCCGCUUCGGCCGCGUCCGCCGACGGCAAGAAAGUGCAACUCCCGUACGCGUCCGCCACCCUCAAUCGCCUCACUGUGCCCAGAUACUCCAUACCAAGCGGAGACCCACCCCCUUACCCAGAUCCGGCGAAUCAAACAAACUCAGGGCGGACCCCAGGCCAGAGGCUCGACAGCAGCCUCAUCCACGCCACCUUGCGGAGGAACAGCCGCGAGGCUGCACUCAAAGUGUCCCAGAUGUUGGAUCCUCAGCGCACUCUCCCCACCAAAGCAAAAGCUAGCAGCUCGCUCACAGCCACUUACCAGCAACGCGUACCCACGGCGCUUUACACGUGUAGCCAGUGCAGCAGUAACAACAACGUGAGUGGGGCCGCCGGUAGUAGCAACGGAAUUGCUGGCGGCACCAUCAUCCGACAGGACUUUCCGCCCACAGGAAGUGGUGCGCCACACAGCACCGUCAUAGUGCAUUCGAACAGCGCCUCGCCCCUCCCUUCUCAGUCGUCUUACAACCUGCUGAGUUUGGAUGGGAGUAGCAGCAGUGGUGGUGCGACGGGUGGCGGGAGUGGCGUUGGUCGAGACAGGGCGGACUACGUGAACACUGCCUUCACGGAGGACGAGGCACUGAGUCAGUCACUGAGGCACCUGGCGGUGGGUACCGAAGUGGGUACGCUGACUGUCAAACGUCCGCCCCCGUACCAGUGGGACCCGUCGGCCACCGAGGAGAUCUGGAUCCCACAGGAGAGGACCACCACACUGGCUCCUUCGCCUGGCCCACCGGGCCCGCAUAAGCCACCUCCCCUCAUUCUCAGCCCUGCCCAACACCUUGACGUGUCUCGGGUGCCCUUCGUUCUCUCCCCUAAGUCUCCCACCUCCCCAAAUGCCGCCUCUUUCCAGUUGGCAGGGGGAUAUCCGAUCACUUUGCCCUACUCGACAGCUACAGGUUACAGUGGGGCUCAGCUUCAGGCCAUGCAGGCAUCCCCACGGCCUUGCUCCCCCAAAGAAGUGGUAGCCCCUGUGCCCUUUUCCCAGCAAGACCCACCACUGGUGUUGUCGCCAGGCUAUGCACAAAAUCUUGCCAGUCUGGCCUGCUGCCCGCUACCCCCGAUGUAUCCUAGCGCAAACUCUUGCGCAGGAGUCCCCAUGACCCCCAUUGCCUUGCACCCAUGGGGCACCUACAACCCGUGCCCACCCAUGUCGAGCCCAGCAGGGACCCUCCCUCCAAAAGCCUCUCAUAUGGUAAUGGAGAAGCAGGUUCUCUCCCCUCCUCCACCGCCACCCCCAUCCCAAACCGCGGACCUGCAAGGGCACCUCGGAUCCUCUGAGGCUUCUGCCGAGACUGGUGAAGGUUUCCAGGAGGUGCUGUCGCUCAACGAGAGCCCUGUGCCGCAGCGAGCCGACAAAUUCGGCAAGAAGAGUCGCAAGAGGCUGGACAACGGUCGCGCCGACGAGACGAACGUUCCGGCCAUCACAGAAGGCGGCAGCAAGUCCAAGAAAGAUGGAGGCCGGGCCCUCGGCGACUUCAACUCCCUCAUCUCGAGUCCCAGGCUGGGUGGGCGGGACAAAAAGAAGCCCAAGGGCCAAAAGGAGCAAUUGAAGGCGAAAAAGCUGAGCAAAGCCACCACGAACGAGUUCCAGGACAGCUCGGAGAGCGAACCAGAGCUCUUCAUUAGUGGCGACGAACUUCUGAACCAGAGCCAGAACAGCAAGAAGGGCUGGAAGACCAAGAGGAGCCUGAGAGCAGGGGCCUGCGAGCUGGAUGAGAUUAAGUGCCGCAAGGCCAACGAAAAGGAGGACCGCAGCCUGGGGAGCCAAGGCUUCGUCUAUGUUAUGGCCAACAAGCAGCCACUGUGGAACGAGGCCACACAGGUCUACCAGCUGGAUUUUGGCGGGAGAGUUACUCAGGAGUCGGCAAAGAACUUUCAGAUUGAGCUUGAGGGGAGACAGGUUAUGCAAUUUGGAAGGAUUGAUGGGAACGCUUACAUACUGGACUUUCAGUAUCCGUUCUCUGCUGUGCAAGCUUUUGCAGUGGCCCUGGCCAACGUCACCCAGAGACUGAAGUGAUCAGCUUGUCUCCCUCUCUCUGUGGUUUUAUAAGAAGAGUUUCUGUUGUGGGACAGUUCUUAACUUGAGUUGAGUUUGAUUAGCAAUCGGUUACAAUGUGUCCGAGGAAGCCCACCACAAAGAGCUCUGGAAAAGCCUCCACCAGAAUAGGGGAAGCUGAAAACGGCGCCCCCUGGAGGAAGAGAGUGGCUCUUCAGACUGGCAGGAGAUGUCUGCUCGUCUGGAGACAAGGAGCUCGGUGUUCUGCUGUUGUAAUACAAACCAACACUCCUGGUUUAUAGAGGCUAAGAGAAACGACACCCCUGUCCCCGAACAGACUGCCUUACAUGAACUUUACUCUCUUGAUGAAAUGGUCACAUCUCAGAGUUCUUUUUGUUUUGUGCUUGUGUCUGUCCAAUUUUAAAAGUAAGCAACAGUAAUACUUGAAACCUUUUUGCUUUCUGGAAAAUGGCCAUGAUUUUCCAGACUAUAGAGGUACUACUGGGCACUGAAAUCAAUUGCUGUAAGUUGUGUAAGUGAUAUUGUGUGUAAGGAACAGUACAUUUACACAAAAUAUCUACAUCUGUUGAACUCAGAGUAAGUGAGGGUUUGUCUCUUGAACUAAGUCAUAAAUCCCCUUUAGUCAUUUGAUUGGUUUUCCACUGGUGGCGCGUUUUGUGAUCGGUCAAAUGAAAGAUUAUCACUUGAUUUAAAAUGGGACUGAAUGAGCUAUGUAUGAAAUGUUCUGGUAUGUAUGGUUUGGUAAAGGCAAAAAAACUGCAGCAAUCACAUUUCAGGGUGAUUUUUGUUGUUGUUUUUUUUUUUUUUGUUUCACACCAUAUCCUUUACAUAAUACUUGUUCAUUUGUGCCCCCGUCUAUGUUGGAUAAUAUUAUUUCUCCUAAUUAUUAUAACCUAUAUAACACUUUGUGUUCAUCACUAUCAGCAUUAUAAUUGUAAUUGUAUAUAUUUAUGUAGGUGUGUCAAACAAUGUUGUUGUACCUUGUUUACACCACCUUUGUAGAUGUUUUGUUUUGGGCAUCAGUUACUGAGACUGAAAAUGGCACACUAAAUCUGAGUAUUCAAAAUUCUCAAAAGUAAAAUAAAAAAUGGCGCGUUAUUAGCCAUGACCCAUCACUUCUAUGAAGUGAGUUGUGCAGGUAAAGCUAAUGCCUGGUUUAAGCAAGGUACAAUGGAUAUUUUUCUAUGUCUCAUAAAUGUCAUUUCAUGUGUGUUUUUUUUAAUUAUAACAAAUUUGUCAUAAACUUCAUGCAUUACAAUGUAGACCCCUCAUAGAAACAACAACAAGCUGUAUGUGUCCAACACCCUGAAAUAAGUGCUUCUUUGUGCAAGUACACUGACUGACAACUAGACAUAGUAGCCUUAUGUUCAGUGGAGGUGUUGAGUCAAGUGCAUGAAGCCUCUAUGAAGGAUCUUAUAAUCUGAUUGCAUAUUUGUUGAGUAAGUCAAGUGGACUGGCAUUGUGCUAUGAGAUGUGGUAGCCUGCUGGUUACUGCGAGCAGGUUUGAACUGACAUGGUGUGAUAACCAUGAAAGGUUUCAGUAUUAUGAGCAGGUGACCUGAUUGGCCUGCUUUUGCACAGUGGGAUUUCUGGUUUGUAUACCAUAACUCCACUGUGUGUGUGUGUGUGUGUGUGUUUGUCUUUCUCUUUGUGUGUUUUUUUGUAUGGAUAUAAUUGUUGCCAUCCGCAUAUGAAGUCUAGAUUGCAAUAUAUGAUUCAGUUAUUAGUACAGUUAUUUUUACAUUUUUGCUCUUUAAUACCUCCAAACCUAAAAAAGUCUGUGUGCCAAAGCUUAAUGCUGUUAGAUGGGACCAGGUGACUGUUUCCUCUCUUUGUCGCUCUUGUACCGUUUUGCUCUUUUGGUCUAACCCCUCCUCUACUUUUCAAUCUCAUAGAGCAGUCAUUGAGUUGAAUGAUUCAGCUCUUACUUGUCUAUUAAUUAAACCACAAGAGCUUGUUUAAAUUUUCUUAAGGUAAUUCAUGCAUUCAUUAUGUGUAUGAAGGUAAUGAUGGUGUCAUAUAGAUGUAAUGCCAGGAAAAUGUGUCUUUGGUGUGCAUUAAAUGGAAGCAUGACUGUUUUGAGAAUGACAAAAAAAAUGUUAUUGAGUUGAGAAGCCAAAAUGGAACACGCUCAUAAAUUCUUUUGUGUUAUUUUUGUUUGUGCAAUAUUUUGAAAGAUCCCAUCUUUUAAUGUUAAUGUUUUCCUGAGAAACUUGCACACAUUUAUUGUAGUGCAGGGUGGGGGUAAAAUGAAAUGGCGUAUCAUGCAGUGCUGGUUUGUAAUUUUUUUUUAUUUAUACUAAGGACAUUUUACUCCCAUUGCUGUAUAUAAGUUAUGUAGAUGUUGCUGAGCAUUUCUUUGUAUUGAGAAGAUUUGUUACUGUCGUGUUUGUAAAGGGGGAUAGAGGUGCUGUGUUUCAGAAUGGCUGUGGGCUACAGAAGGGAAUGAGUUUUUAUAUGUUAAUAGAGUAUAGUCAAGUGCAGUAUAGGUCGCGUAUCAUGUCAGAUGUGUUUGUGUACAGUUGUGAAGUCAACCGAUUUCAACACAGAUGAAUCUGUUAAGUACAUGUUCUUCUCAUUAUCUUCCCAUGCUAGAUAUGAGGUUUAUUUGUCAAUGAGAUGCACGUUUCUGUUUCUUUUUGUUUUCGCUCAUCUGUUCAUGCAAGGAGACAUCACAUUUUCCAUUCUGAUAUGGUGUAACACUCGGUCUUCUGUAUGUGCUAAUUCCAACACUUGAGGAGAAUGAUCUUAAACUCCUGAUGAAUGGUUGAGAUUAACUGUAUGGGAAGGUGUAGCAUUUUUGAAAAGUGUUUAACUGAACAGAUAUGCUUUGUACACAUAGUUGUAGGCAACGAUGAUAAAAAAAAAAAAAGAAAUACUUGAAAAAAAUGGGAGACUAAUUUGGUGACUGAAUGUUUUGUGGAAGGUAGCAAGGCAUGCCAUGUAAAUUAUUUUACACUGUAUAUGUCACUCAUUUCAAAACUUUGUGCUGGUUUGGAAGAAAUAAAAUGGAUGGAUUGGC
Molecule: messenger RNA, 9583 nt
Organism: Alosa sapidissima (American shad)
Lineage: Eukaryota; Metazoa; Chordata; Actinopteri; Clupeiformes; Clupeidae
Gene: tulp4a
Product: TUB like protein 4a
Exons: 14
Coding region: 982-6561 (1859 amino acids)
Molecular function (GO): protein binding
Source: RefSeq, a predicted model, not a curated record